Molecule: messenger RNA, 2717 nt
Organism: Mollisia scopiformis
Lineage: Eukaryota; Fungi; Ascomycota; Leotiomycetes; Helotiales; Mollisiaceae
Exons: 4
Coding region: 380-2536 (718 amino acids)
Source: RefSeq, a predicted model, not a curated record
GAGUGACGGUAACGCUGGCCGUAUGGUCGAAUGAUCCUGCGUCCAAACGGAUACUUAUUAUCUUCUGAGCACAUUGGGGACUCGUCCUCGUUCUACCGUUGUUUCCGCUCAGGUAAAAAUAGUCUGUGCAAGUCUCUGGCCUGAGGCCACAAGGGGUUAAGCGUGUUUGAGACUUAGAACAGCGUUGAUCGAAGACUCCAUCCCUCUCACCUCAACGACAACACUCACAAUCAACGUCCCUUCUCUCGACUUAGUUCACGACCCGAUCAGGCCCUCCCUCGAUGAAUUACGCUCUAUAGGAAUAGGAAUUGAUCAGUAUAUCAGCAACUGGGCGGAUUGAGCGCCAAAAGCAGAGUGUCUCAGACGCUGCGGGCGCAGAAUGGAGGGAAACGAUCGUCGUUCGUCGACAGGAAUCGACAGAAGAGCAUCAGCGAGGAUAUCAAUGACACAGCAAGAUAAUGAAGAUUAUGAUUUGGAGGCAAUGGGAAUUUCUGAUGGAUUCCGACCGGCAGCAGCGAUGACAGGUCACAAUAGAAUGUCGUCUCAAGCCUCACAACACAACACACCUGGUCGACGAACACCCCCUCCACGCCCAUCGUCCACCACGAAACCGAAACUCGAUUCUUUUGCAUUACGACACGACGGUGCGAUGGGUCCAGUCGCAAGAAUUAAUACUACUGUUGCAUCACAACCAUCGAAUACGGGUCCGACGAGGUCGUCGAGUGUCUCCACCGACAUGGCAUUUGUGAGAACUGAGAGUCCUUAUCAAGGACCAUCUGGCCCUUCACAUCCAUACCAGAUGUAUCCUCAGGAGUCCCGAAUUGCGAGGACAAUGAGUGUAGCAACAACUUCGACUGUUGCAGUACCCGAUAGACCAUAUAACGGUCCUGGUGGUCCGACACAUCCCUAUGGAAUGUAUCCACAGAAUAUCGUUCCUGAGGGGGAAGUGGCCGAAGGAUCGUCGAUACCACCCGUACCUGUUGGGUUUCCAGGCUUGAACAACAAUUAUCAACGUCGAUUGGGCCCUGACGGAGAAGAGAUCGCGGACAUCAUUGGACCAGAUGGACAUACAGAACAACUUCCACCAUACACUCAGUAUCCCGACGAAGCAUUUGCUAGGAAGACUCGACCUAAUGUUCAAGUACCGCUUGCAGGUGCUGGCGGCAUUGGUCUUGCAACACGCAAUCCUGAAUUCGAGUCACAAGAAGAUCUCAACACACCUCAAUCUCGGCAAUCCACUCGAAGCAUGAUGUCCGAUAGCAGCCAUCAAAUCAACAUGGCAGCAGCAGGCAUUUCGGAGAAACCUCCACUGAAGAGAUGGCAAAUUGUGGCUAAGAGAAAGGUUUGUGGAAUCGUUCCGAUCUGGGCUAUAGCAUUGGCUGGAGCAGUCUUCAUAUUGUUUGGAAUUAUCCUCGGCACGGUGCUUGCCAUCUUAAAACCAAAACACCCUAUGAAGCAUUAUAAGCCAGAUACUGAUGACCAACCGCAAACCGUUCUCGUGAGCACGAUGACCACGACUUUCGACGCGACACCACUAGCUACGGCUCCACCUGGAAUUUCCUCACUACCAACAGGGACCUACGCUCUGCCAAUCACCAUACCUUCAGCCAUCCAAAAUAGUUGCAUUCUCAACACCGCAAUGAGCGCUGCAUGGACCUGUACGAUACCUAUGACAUCUUACACUAUUGAUGUAGAACAAAUCCCGGGUGCCACCAGUAAUCUAGACAAUAAUGAGAUCAAUCUCAGUCUUGGAAACAAUACUUUCGGGAACUAUUACGCAUACGGUACUCAGCCACCAGUGCUACCAGAACAGCAAGUUCUCAACCUUGUCACUGACUCCCAAGACCCGGGCCGGGGACCCGCGUGGUUUUUUGAACUACCUUACAACAAACUUGUCAUCGUUCCAGAGAUGGCUCUUACAGCGCCUAGCAGCAAACGUGACUUGGACAGUCGAGAUGGACACCCCACUUCAGACUUCAUGUCGCGGAAGAAUGUGGCGGAGCCUGGAGAUAAGCCAUGGUUCUGUUACUGGAAUGGCACUCUUCUUGAAGCUUUUAUAUAUGAAACAUUACGUAUUGACUAUUCUCAGGUCAACCUCACCAGUAGUGCCGGCCAGACAGCCUCUUCAUCCUCGUCCUCAGCCCCAACCUCGACCUGGAAACCAGCGGCAUCUCAGACAUCUGCAUCGGGUGCCGCAGCCACGUCCGGUCAAUCUUCAGGUUCUUCAUCAAGUUCUUCCAACCAGAUGACAUGGACACCAGCAUACCCUCGGGUACUGAAAAUAGAAGAGCGCCGAGUUCCAAGAGGUGAUCAGUCUAUCUCCCCUUAUUGUAUUCAGCACAUCAUCGAUGCGUAUGGAAACGCCGAGCCAUACAUGAAUUCCACUAAUCAGCCGGUCACAAUAUAUCUUAACGAGUCAGAGCCUUCAGCCGUUUCUCAAAUCCCGGGCAAACGCUCGUAUGAUGCUUUGCUUGGACGAGAUGUUGAGGAACGCCAGGGCUCCAACAGCUGUGGCUGUGUAUGGUUAUGGACAUGAUUAUGCAUGAAUUUCUGCGAUUCGGGGAUAGGCGUUUAGUUCGGAUAAUGUGUACAGUUCCUGGGAGCCUGGCUUGGCAACGGCGUUUCAUGGGAUAUCUUUUUCAGCAACUCGAUUUUGAGGCAUUCUGGGCAACCGGCUGUGGGGGAACGACAUUGAUGGGUACAUAUAAAAGGGGGAU